AUGACAGAUCUUGAUAGUACAGAAAUACUAACAGCUGAUGAAAGUCUUACUGAAAGUUCAUCAACGAUUGAUACUAAAGCUUCUUUAAAAAUUCUUAGCGGUAGUGAUUUAAAUACAUAUGAUAUAAAUAAGGAAACAAUUAUUGGUCGUUCAAAUCCAUCGGAUAUUGUUAUUCCUGCUCCGUCACUUUCAAAACAACAUGCAAAAAUAACAAUAAAUAAUGGUCAAUAUUUUAUAAUUGAUCUUGCGAGUAGUAAUAAAACAUUUCGUAAUAAAAUUCAACUUCAACCAAAUAUUUGUUAUGCAUUACAUAAUGGUGAUGAAAUUAAAUUUGGUGAUGUUAUUUGUUCAUUUCAAACUUCAAUAGAACCAAAAGUUGAUAUGAAUUUACCAACACAAACAAUUACUGAUUCAUAUGAUGAUCAAGAACCAAUACAACCAAUGAAAGUUUGGAAUAAAAAUAACAAUGAUGGAAAUGAUGUAACACCAAAACAAAAUGGUAUGAAUGAAUCUUUAAAUAAAUCCUCAUCUUCAUUUGCUCCAACUUCAUCAUCAAUAAUAACAAAUAAUGAUGAUGAUGAUGAUGAUGAUGAUAAUAAUAAUCUUAUAAUUGGUUCAACAACAUUACCAGCAACUGUUCCAUUAAUAAUUGAAUCAAAAGAUACAAAUAAUGAUAAACAACGUGAAAUGAUUUCAUCAUUACAAAUAGAAAAAAAUAUUUCAAAUGAACAAAUCAAAAUAACAGAAAUGGAUGAAACAUCAUCUUCAACUAAUCAAUCAAAAAUAAUUGAUUUAUCACCAAUUGAAAAUAUUCAACAAACAGAUAUGGAAGCAUCAGAAUCUUCGAAACAAAAUGAAAAUUCUAAUGAACAAAUGGAAAAUUUAUCACCAAAACCAAGUAUAAAAUCUACUGAACAACUUGAAGAUAUUGAUAAUAUAACAGAUGAUACAAUAUCAAAAGAAUCAAUUCAAGAUAUAAAUAAACAAGAAUUUAUUAAAGAAAAUCCAUCUGAUGAACAAAUGGAUACAGAUCAAACAACAGAAUCUCCAUCAAUGGUUAUCGAUGAUAAACAACAAGAAAAUACUAAUGAAAUGGAAGAUGAAAUUGCAUCAACAACACCAAAUACUGAUGUUAUGAAUGUUGAUGAAACAGAAAAAGCAAAUAUUGAAGUUCCAACAACUGUUAUGGAAGAAGAAGAAGAAGAAGAACAACCAGCAUCAGAUGUAAAAAAAUCUCCAACACCAUCACCAAUGGAACCAGAAAAAAAGAUCGAUGAAUCUACUCCUAUUGGUGUAUCUGAAGAAAUCCCAUCAUCAAUUGCUGAUGUUGAAGAAGAAUCAACUGCAAUUUCUACUCGUGGUGUUGCACGAAAAAAUGUUCGUCGUGCUCGAACUCGUCGUGGUGGUGGAACAACAACACGAGCUCGUGUUAUUAGUACACGUUUACAUGGUGGACGUUCUCAUCCAAUAUUACCUCCUAUUAUUGAUAAUCAAGGAAAUAAUACAACAUUAGAAGAAACAGUAAGCACUGAAACAGAAGAAACACCAAAAAAAACAAAUUUAACAUCUGAAAUUAAAUCAAAAACACCUAAAAAAACUGGAAUUAUGACUCCAACUGAACAAUCUAAUCAAACAAAUAUCCCUUCAAAUAUUCGAGUUUCAGCUCGAAUUAAAGAACGUACAUCUAGUGGUCGGAAUCGGCAAUAUCCUUAUACGGAUGAUUAUGUUGAUUUAGAUGAUCUUGAAAAACAAUCAAAAGCUCAUACGACAACAACAAUAACAACAACAACACCAGGUCGUAAAUCAAAUCGUGGACGUUCUUCAACAGCAUCACAAAAACGAAUUAAUCUUCGGCAACAACCUAUUGAUGUAGCAGAAAGUUCCGAACCAAAAGAUACAAAAAAUGUUUAUGAACAAAUAGAUACUAUUACUGAAAAUAAAGAACCAAUAUCAAAAACUUCUCCUCGAAAGAGAAAAAGCACAACACCUGUAAUAGCAGUUGCUACUAAACGAAGUCGUCCAACAAUACCACAAACAGUACCCACAAUGCGUACUCGUCGUCAGCAACCUACUACUGUUGAAAUAUCUCCAACAGUUACUAAGUCUAAUAAACGUACAACUGGUGGACAACAACAACAACAACAACAACAAGCAGCUACUACCAUUACGACACCAAAACGUGGUCGAAAAUCAACAAAAUUAACUACAACAGUUGAAAAGUCACCAGAAAAAUCAAAUCCAACUACUACUGAUCGACCUGUUCGUAUUGCUCUAAGUAGUCAUUUGAAUUUUGAUCAAAAUCAUAUUGAUAUAUUACGUAAAAUAGGUUUUGAAAUAAUGGAUGAAUCAUGUCAAGUUGAUGCUCUUGUUGUUGAUCGUAUAAGACGUACAAAAAAAUUUUUUAUGUGUCUUGCACGUGGUGCACAUAUAUUAUCACCUCUAUGGAUUGAAACAAUGAUAAAAGAAAAUCGUUAUAUACCAUAUGAUAAAUAUUAUUUAGAAGAUACAAAUGCUGAAACACGUUAUGGUUUUAAUUUACGUGAAAGUGUUCGUUUAGCUAAACAAGGUCCUAUAUUUGAAAAUUAUAAAUUUUUUUGUACAAAAAAUACUUCACCACCAUAUGAUGAUUUAAAAGAUAUAAUUGAAGCUGCUGGAGGAAAAUUAAUUGAUAAAAUUAAUAUGAAUAAACCAGGAAAAGAUAUAAUUUGUGUUGUUGCACAAAUAUAUAAAAAUGAAUAUGAAGAUUUAUUUAAAAAAAGUGUACCAAUUGUUAGUGAAGAAUUUAUUUUAAGUGGAAUAUCAAAACAAAAACUUGAUUUUGAUUCUUUCUCUUUAUUUCAAAAUGCUACAACGGUUAAAUCAAAUAGUGGAAAAUAA
Rotaria sordida is the source of this 2877-nucleotide messenger RNA. Lineage: Eukaryota; Metazoa; Rotifera; Eurotatoria; Philodinida; Philodinidae. The record is from the annotation of a GenBank genome assembly.